Molecule: messenger RNA, 3599 nt
Organism: Acipenser ruthenus (sterlet)
Lineage: Eukaryota; Metazoa; Chordata; Actinopteri; Acipenseriformes; Acipenseridae
Product: tetratricopeptide repeat protein 23-like
Exons: 13
Coding region: 1-1557 (518 amino acids)
Molecular function (GO): protein binding
Source: RefSeq, a predicted model, not a curated record
AUGCCAGGUAAUGCUGAGAUUUAUAUGAACGCCUUGGCUGUUGCUCUGGCAACAAGAGUAGCGCUUGAACGUGUACAAAACAAGAAGCAGGAGGGUGACUUCAUGCUACGGAAGCAAAACAAUACGAGGCAGAUCGAGCUUAAAAGUUUAAGUAUUUUACAACUAUUGGACUUGUUGGUAUAUCCUGAUCUUCACGCCAGGAGGAUGCAGGCAGCCCCUAUUCGAAUCCCAACUGGUUCUUGGGAUACACCCAUCUUGGAAGUGCACAGGCAGGAAGAAAAUAAUAACCACAGUGGUAGUAUCCUUACUGAAAGAUCCAGUCAAGACAACAUAUCAACAAGAAGUCUUCAAGAAGCACCCCAAAGUAAGUGGGCACAUGGACCCACCCCAGAGGAGAAACUAUUGAUAGCGCAAGCUAUGGCUGAAGAGUUUAUUCAAAAUGAAGAGGUCCCAAGAGCCAUGAAUGAGCUGAUACGAUGUGUAGCUUUGUCCAGGCUAGUUUAUGGGGAUGGACACUGGCGGCUUGCUGAGUCAAUUGCUAAUGUUGCUCAUGGAUACUUGAAACUUCAGGGACUUCCUGCCCAGGCAAAGCAGCAUGCCGAGUCAGCCAGAGAUAUUAUGCUGGGUGGAGUAGAUUUCCCAGGUCCUGAAAUGGAGAAGAAAGAACUGCUGAACACUCUAAUAACCACAUACUACAGUCUGGGGAUGGCUCACCUCAUCCAGAAAAAUGUGCAGGAAGCUCAUCGUAAUCUACAGAAAACUGAGAAGAUCAUGGAGGAGUUGCAGCGACUGAACAGAACUGAGGAUCAGUCACAACGAGUCUCAGAAAAAGAUGUAGCAGAGGCUCUGGCCAGGGUUUCCAUUUUACAGAACAAACCAGCCUCUGCUGUAGUGUUUUUUGAAAAAGCUGCUUCUCAUGUGAUUGCCAAUCAAGGGCAGGACAGCCCAGAACUAAUCAAGAUUUACCAGGAAAUGGCAAAAGCUGAACAGAUGAGAGUCCGACAUGAAGAGGCCAUAGAGCACCUACUUCAGGCUCACUCAAUGGCUGUAGCCCUUUUCAAGAAGGACAGUACUGAAGCAGCUCAAGCAGCAUUAGUACUGGCAACUGGCUAUGUUGCCGCUGGAAAAGAAACAUACAAUAAGGCUGCAGAACAGUAUUUUAAUGAAAGUAUAAGUACAUAUCAGUCUGUACUGGGUCCAGAAAACCCACAAACUAUGUAUUCGGUGGAUGGUUACAGUAACUGGCUGAUUCAAACAGGAAGGCAGCAGGAGUCUUAUGAACUACUAAGAAGUACAUUACAGUCCAGGAAAGAAGCUUUUGGUGACUACAGUGAUUCCAUGGCUGAAACCUAUAGUGUCAUGGGCAGCAUUACACUUGCAGGAGGAGAAGUAAAAAAAGCAUACAAACUCCUCAGAAAGUGUCUAGAAAUUCAGAUGAUAUUGUGUGGGAGUCAGCACAGAAAAACAAGACAGACUCAACAACUGUUGGACAUGCUACAGAACUGUAAGCACAAACAACAGAGCAACAAACAAUCAGAAUUGAACAAGGACCCCUAAAGAUCACUGGAAAUGGCAGGUUUAAAAAAAACUCUUCAAAUUCACCAAUCCCACCUUUAUAAAAAAAGAAAAACAAGAAAAUGUUGUUGAUUAUCAAACUUAAUAGCUGUCAUUACUAUGUAUGUGGAUACAAGUGCAUUAUGGAUAUGUUUAGAGAACUGUAUCGAUUUGAAAUGACCAUGGUAUCGGAGAGGGGACCCAGCCUGGACAUGGCCAUUACUGGUCGAUGAAGCGUGAUGAGGCAAACUAGCCCCAACCGAAUCUCCACCUGUACCCCCGUGGAGCGCACAAGACAAUGCUGCAGUCUCUGUAGGUCCUCAGCCAAGGCUGGCAACAUUACAUCCAGCAUGUGUUUUUGUGGAAUUCUCACAUAUAAAAAUAGAAGUGUGCCUAGACUCUUUCAGCAUCUGUUGUUUAUGACUGUGAAAUGUGUUUUAUAUAAUACUAUAACCAAAUUGUUUUCUGAAAAGGGCUUCAAAUGGUGGCAAUAUUUUUUCAUUAAAAUUACCCCACCUGACCCCAAACAGAUUAACAUAGCAUGUAAUGUGCAGCACAGAAUGUGGAAGGCUGCAGUGCCGUACAUUACAUACUUAAAUGAAUUGAUUGAGACAGUGAAUAGAGGAGACCAGAGCUAGUUGAGACAGGUUCUUACAAGACGAUGAAGUUUCAUUACAUAACUCGUUUUCUACACUCACCCUGUCAAACAUUCUUAUUUUAAACAUCUCUGAGCCAAGGGUUGAAUUUAAAUCUUAGGUCAAAUAUUGCAGAAUCUACUAAGUUAACUGAGAUGUGACUGAUAUGCCUUUUAUGGGGGGAUGAUCAUGAAUGUUUAAACAGUUUUUCAUUAAAAGGGUUCUGCUUCUGUUUUUCAUAUUGCUCAAUUUACCCUGUCUUCUUGUAUUUUUUAUUUAUUUUUUUGUUGACCCCAUACUAUGUUUAUCACCUUAUUACGUGGGGUAAAUUGUGACAAAACAUAAUUUAUUUAUUUUUUAUCAUAUUGGAUCGCAGUGCCAAUAUCUGAAAAUCAAGCUAUGUAUGAUUCUAUGAAUUAUACUUUUUGACUCCUGCGUUCUUUACCUAUAUAGUGACUCCCCGGAAGCGAUCACACUGAUGUGAUUGGCAGCAGACAAAAGAAAGACUGACACGCUCAUUGAAUGCUUAGGCAGUUUAUUGGUUUAUUGUUUCAGAACACUGUUAAACUGUUAAAGCGGGGGUGGGGUGGGGUCACAACAGGAGAGCCUCCCCCCCCCUUCUCACGUGACCAUCACCGCCCACUGUCCACCCCAUAUUUACACAAGCAUACACCUCUAACCCCCACCCCCCCAGUCGCUCCCCACAUUUAUAACAGCCCCCAGCCCCCCAUCAUGUUUAAUUUUAAUUACCCAUUUUCCUCAGUUAAGUGUUACCCGUGAUCCUAUGCCCUAUGCAACUAAUUUGCAUAGCGCCCCCGGUCCCAUACAUGUCACACUGCCCCUUUCUUAUAUCCUUUUGAUUUGUUGCCAAAAAUGUAAACCCUGGAUGCAUUAUUUCUGUGUAGGACUUGGAAGUUGCUCCAGAUGUAUUCUGCUGUCCAAAAUGUGGUCCAUAAUUUUUAUAUUAUUGCAUACACAGUAAAACACGCAUAUAAAUGAUGAUGGUUCUUGUAUGUAUUUAUCUUGCUCUUAAUUGUAUUAUCACUUGUACUGUGAUCCUUGAAAUGUAUUUUUGUUUACGACUGUAAGUCGCCCUGGAUAAGGGCGUCUGCUAAGAAAUAAAUAAUAAUAAUAAUAAAAAAAAUUGUUCCUUGAUUUCAUAUUGAAGUUCAGUAAAAUAAUUAAUCUAGCAUAAUUCUGUUAACGGUAAAGUAGUAUUUUAUGUAAGGACUGGGAAUCACCAACCCGCUUAAGUGUAAUCUCCGUUUAAGUGUAAAUAUUUCAGAAAAAUCGAUUAUUAUUAUUAUUAUUAUUAUUAUUAUUAUUAUUAUAUUUUAUGUGUUGCUGGUCCCUAAAUGGCAAAACAUGCCGGUUUGUAGGAAAUUGUCUGAAUAGACUACUAAUUAAAAA